GUAGUCUAUCGCUUUAAAUCACAAUCUCUGAUAAAGCAGAGAUCAUAAAGUCCCGGUUGAAAUUGGGAAAAUCACAGAUCAGUCUUUUUUCCCGAAAUAUAGCCACAUUAUAAUUCCUGAGUGCCGUUGACGAAUUCUAGCUGACGUUAAUAUCGAGCAUCAUUCUUUUUACCACUGUGUUCAUUUAGGUAGGUAUUUUAAGCAUUUCGAAUUGUGUACCAAAGAAAUGGUGAUGGAGAAGCCAAGUCCCCUGCUUGUAGGGCGGGAGUUUGUGAGGCAGUAUUACACACUCUUAAACAAGGCACCAGACUUUCUUCACAGGUUCUAUGGAAGACAUUCCUCUUACGUUCAUGGUGGACUGGAUGCCAGUGGAAAACCUGCAGAGGCUGUAUACGGGCAGGCUGAGAUCCACAAGAAGGUGAUGUCCCUUCAGUUCAGUGAAUGCCACACGAAGAUUCGCCACGUGGAUGCCCACGCCACCCUGAACGACGGUGUCGUGGUUCAGGUCAUGGGCGAGCUCUCCAACAACGGGCAGCCCAUGAGGAAGUUCAUGCAGACCUUUGUGCUUGCUCCUGAGGGCUCUGUGGCUAACAAGUUCUACGUGCACAAUGACAUUUUCCGCUACGAAGACGAGGUGUUUGGGGACUCUGAGGCAGAGCUUGAAGAGUCUGAAGAGGAGGUGGAAGAGGAACAGGAAGAGCGACAGCCCUCGCCCGAGCCGCUGCAGGACAGUCCCAGAAGCACCACUUACUACGAGCAGCAUCCUGUAACUAACGGUGUGGAGGAGCCCUUGGAGGAACCGGCCCCAGAGACGGAACCGGAGCCCGAGCCGGAGGAGCCGAAGAAGAGCGAGGAGGAGCCAAAGCCCAGCAUGGAGGAGAAGGUCAUGGAGGAGCUGGAGGAAAAGGCACCCUCUCCUGUUCCCGUGGAGUCCCCGCCCCACACCCAGGAGCCGCCCAAGACCUUCUCCUGGGCUUCAGUGACCAGUAAAAACCUGCCUCCUAGCGGCACUGUUCCUUCCUCUGGGAUCCCUCCCCAUGUCGUUAAAGCCACAAGUUCACAGCCCAGAGUGGAACCGAAACAGGAGACCCAGCCCCCUGCCCCCCGUGCGAGAGAUCAGCGCACCCGCGAGAGACCCGGGUUUAUCCCUCGAGGACCCAGGCCUGACGGUGUGGCGUCUUCAGAAUCACAGGCUGGAAAACCGCACUUCAGCUUCAUAAGCAAAGGAAGGGGAGACUCUGAACCGAGUGAGAUGGAAAGCAGAAGGAUUGUAAGGUACCCAGACAGCCACCAGCUCUUCGUUGGCAACCUGCCUCACGACAUCGAUGAGAGCGAGCUGAAGGACUUCUUCAUGACCUUUGGAAAUGUCGUUGAGCUGCGCAUCAACACCAAAGGAGUCGGAGGGAAGCUGCCCAACUUUGGCUUUGUGGUCUUUGAUGAUUCUGACCCAGUGCAGAGAAUCCUGGGUGCAAAGCCCAUCAUGUUCCGCGGCGAGGUGCGGCUGAACGUGGAGGAGAAGAAAACCCGGGCCGCCCGCGAGAGGGAGACGCGCGGCGGCGACGAUCGCCGGGACAUGCGCCGCAACGACCGGGGCCCCGGCGGGCCCCGCGGCAUCAUGGGCAGUGGGAUGAUGCGGGAUCGCGAUGGGAGGGGCCCUCCCCCGCGGGGCGGGAUGGCACCCAAACCGGGCCUGGCUUCGGGAAGAGGGGCCGGGCAGGGCGGGGAGAGCCGCUUCACCACACAGCGCCGCUGAGGCCACCACCUGCAGUUCGGAAGUAGUACCACGUUCUUCAUCUUUGCGUUCUCGUUAACGAAAUCUACAUAUAAAUAUAUAUAUACUUUUUUGGCUUUGGAAUGUGACACAGCCUGUCAACCAUUUCUUUGAUGUGAAAGACGAAAAAAAAAGCGCAAACAUCAUUAGUUUACCAACUUUGAGCCGAGCCUCCUUGUCCGGUUUCUCAAGAGUUUGCAAAUGUUCAUUUUUAAUUUGAAAAAGAAAAAAAAAACAAACAAAAACCAGGAGAAAUCUGCAAUGUGAAACAGGGACUGAUAAGACUUUACAGUAGCACAGCCCAUCAUUUGGAGAAGAGAUUAAUGCGCAUGCCUCCCGUUCUGAGAGGGGCUGCUCCACGGAUCCUUCCUCUGCACAUUUUGUAUAAAAGCGAUCUGCCCGUUACUGUGGAAACAAGAGGUGCAAAUUUUGUGCAAUUGGAGAGCUUGCCUUUUAUUUUCUUUAAAAACACUGCUUAAAACUUAAAAAAAAAAAAAAACAAAAAAGAUUUGCAUUUAUGCACUCAUCAAUAUGCACUAAUGGGUACUUGUCAUUUUUACGCCGACAUCCUUGGGACGAAGCAGGAGGUCACCCUCACAGUUGUCGGUCUCUAGGCUAGACAAAUUACUGGCAGGUCUUGAUUGCUGCUUGCCAUGAGAAAAAUACUUUCACAUCUUUAACCCUUAUCAAAGCUUCAAUUACUGCUGGGGAAAAAACAAGUAUUUUCAUGUGAAUUAAAUUAAUAAAGAGCAAAUCCUGGACUUCAAAUGGAAAAAAGGAUAAGGAAAUAAGCUCAACACUAGGAGAGUUUGAUGGUUCUCUUUGCUUUUUUUUUUUCUUUUUUUAUUAUUAUUUUCAAGUUUUUCUACCGUCUUUAACCAACAUUGCCCAACCGCAACACAGGGAUUGCUGACUCAUCCCAUAUGAGGAAAUAUGGAUACAACAUAAUAAAUGUACAGCAAAAUCAUAGCUUACUGUAUGAUUUUUAUUGGUUUUUAGUUUACAAAAAGCAUGAUGGUGCCUUUUGUUACAUCCUUCCAGUCUUACUGGUGAGUGCUUUGAGAGGCGCACAGUUUUUAAAAGAGGAGCUGUUGCAGUUAAGGUCAUUUCAGUGCAUUGCACUCUCCUUGUAAGACAAAGGGUUACAGGUACACUUUAUACAAUCCUAGGCUGCCCAACUAUUUUUGAGUUCAGGAGAGUUGCUGUAAAUGUUUUUGUUUUUUCUUUUAUAUACACUUGUUUAUAGUUCUUGGUUGAAAAGGCAGUCGAUCGUGAACUGAUUCAAGUGGAGGCACCUGGAACUUAGCUUCACUUUAUCAGUGGUCGCAAUAGCACUCGUUUUCCAUAGUUGUUGCAUUUUGUGUAAUCGCAUCUCACCACUAAAGCAAGGACACUGCAUCUUUGGAUAAAAAAAAAAUUAGUAUGGUGGAAGAAGUAAUGACUGAUGAUUGGUUUAUAAGUGUGAGUGGUCUCCAGCCCAGAGAAAUUAUUCCAUGGGAUAUCUUUUUCCAGACCAAAUGAGUUAGAACAAUGACAGAGAUGUGCAUUUCUAUAAAGCCUUGAACUGUCUGCCUCAUGCGGGGGGGGGAAAAGAAGCACUGCCUUGCCAUUUCACGAUGAGGCAGAUAAACUUUGACCGACUUGGGAUUUCAGAGAAGAAUCAUGAAUCCUUCUGCACCACUCAUGAUUGUAAAAUUUAGAGGGAAAGAAAUCCUUAAGCAGCCGGUUCAUUAUUGGUUGCUAUGACAAAUUAAUGCCUGAGUGUACGCCAUCAGUUUACACAUUUUGUGUUCCCACUCCAAGCCCUAAAGUUCUGGCAGUUGUUCUUUUUAAUCUUUUUGUAUUUCAGUGCCGGUGUUGACAGUAGCCAUAACACCAGUCCAAACCAGGAGUCUAAUAAAAAGUAAAUUAGUUGUCAACCAAUGGGAUCAAAUAUCAUAAAGCUGCUAUUUUGAAAGGGAGACCUGAACUGAAUCCUGUGGAGAGAAUUGCACAGAUCUUUGUUUACACAGACUGCUGUAAUCUGCCAGCAGGUCUUUUCAGACUGGUUUUGAAGUUGACUCGAAUGUAGCGCCUUUUGGAUAAGUCUCUUUGGGGUGGGGGUGGGAUGGGGGGGGGUCUUUCUUGUUUGUCAGUCUUGCACUAUUUCCAGCAUUUCUCAGACACAGCUUCUGUUUCAGCAGCACCCCUUUGCGUCUCUUCAAUAUUACUGUGGUGUCCUAGAAGCGAACGUACUGGAAGGAAAUGAGUAUCAUUUGCGCUCCUCACAUCCCUUAAAGGCUCCUCUGAACUUGAUUUGGAGUAUGUUCUUUUUACUUUUGUUCUGGUGGCUCGCCAACAAGUCGGUUUUUGGAUCAAUCAGCUGUUCGGUACUCUGUUCAGUUUCCCGUUGCGUUCUUUUAUAGCCACUCUCCAGACCCCUGAGAUUUUAAGAAGCUCGGUCUGUCCUCUUAAACGUACCUUUGGUGUGAACUGAGAACAUUGCAAAUAGCUCAGUACGUGAUGGUCUUCUGCUUGCUUGAGCAAGUGUGCUCCUAACUAGUGCAGUGGUACUACUACUUACAGUUUCCAUGGACACGCAGAACAAUCCCAUGUAAACAACUGGCUGUUCACCGCGGCCUGUGUAGUUGUAUAUUUGUCAGAGCAGAAAUAUGAACAGCAGGGCACAUCCUAAAAUUGCAAGUGUAGCUGUCAGACCUUCGUAAACUUGGACAGGAGAUUUGCAGCUACCAAGGUGAGAAAAUGAGAUAUGCCAGCACGCUCUCUGGCUCUAGCCUCAGAAGUACUUUCUUCAACCUGACACCAUCAAAGAAGCAUACAAGGUGGCAUCUUCUCUCACACCCUAAAUUCACAAUGGGCUGUUUUCACCCCCUUUUCUUUUUGGAAUGAAACCUAAAUUAAUGGCUGUAAACUUUCUUUUUUUUUUUCUUUUUUUAACUAUCGUUGAAAAGCAGAAGACAUUCUAAGAAAGCACUAGAAAGAUCAAAAAACAUUCCAGUCCUGAUUUUGUUUUCAGCGGAAUUGGAUUACCCUCUUUAGCAGGUGUGGUAAGCAGUGGUUUGCCAUGUUAACUUUUUUUUUUUCCUUUGAAUAGUAGAAAACGUGUUGCAGGUGGAGCGUUUUUAUUUUUAGUUUACCAUUUUGAAUGUGUUGGAUUUAACAUACAAUAAACUACUGAUAUCUGCAUCA
Molecule: messenger RNA, 4960 nt
Organism: Megalops cyprinoides (Indo-Pacific tarpon)
Lineage: Eukaryota; Metazoa; Chordata; Actinopteri; Elopiformes; Megalopidae
Product: ras GTPase-activating protein-binding protein 2-like
Exons: 13
Coding region: 227-1753 (508 amino acids)
Cellular component (GO): ribonucleoprotein complex; cytosol
Molecular function (GO): mRNA binding
Source: RefSeq, a predicted model, not a curated record